Messenger RNA from Rhizoctonia solani, 612 nucleotides. RefSeq names its product type VI Secretion system protein ImpL. The record is from RefSeq and is a predicted model, not a curated record. The coding region runs from base 1 to 612 and encodes 203 amino acids. NCBI's taxonomy places the organism in Eukaryota, Fungi, Basidiomycota, Agaricomycetes, Cantharellales, Ceratobasidiaceae. The transcript has 2 exons.
AUGUCUACUCCAUCUACUGGAUAUCAGCAAUCAACUCCACCAAAUUCACCUCCACGCACUCACAACGUACACUCGCACAUAGCACCCGACGCUCUAGAACCUGAGUGGACCAAUCCCGAACCUACUGAGUGGCGAUCAGGACAUCUAGAAGACAAUUAUCCAUUAUUAAACCGUGUUAACAAAGUACUUGAAGAAUAUUAUCACCCCUACCAGAUACCUAGAACCAAAGGACUCGAACUUGCACAACAUAACAAGGAAGAACAAAGACACCUCCUAAUUGAAUUUUCAGCACGCAAUAACUUAGACUCAUUAGAUAAAUUACCUCAAGCAUAUCCUACUCCACCAGUAUCAACAGCCGUACCCUAUUGCGUAUACAUACCUGAAAUGGCUACUACAACAACUGUCUCAGAUAACGCAUAUAAGUUCCCAAAUCUGAAAGGAAGAGAAAACUAUACCGUAUGGCAAAUCCAAAUGCAAGAUAUCUUUGUUGAAAUCAAGUCCUGGGAAAUUGUAGACAGUACAACCGUCCGACCAAGCACAGGAACAACCACUCCGGGUGGUUCCUCAUUAGGAGCUGCCGCCGUUACAGCUGCACAACAAAACUGGGAUUAG